CUAGUUGUGUGCGCGGAACGAGAGCGUCGUGCGGUUGGGCGAAAUGAGCGAGACGCCGGUGACGUUCAACCAGCUGCUCAUCGCGAUGGUGCGGGAGCGGCCGCCGCUGUGGGAUGUGAGGAACCCCGCCUACAGAGACAAGACCAUCAAGAACAAGCUCUGGGCAGAGAUCGGGGGCAUCAUGCAGAAGAACGAAUGGUGUUCCAGUGAAGACGAUUUGAGAGCAAAAUGGAAACACCUGAGAGAUCGAUACACGAAGUGUGUCAAGGAUGACAACGGGUCUAAUCAGCACGUGAUUGGCAAAAAAGCGCCUUGGCCUUUGUUGCCUUACUUGGACUUUCUGAGAGACUCCGUCACUCAUCGGUCCGCCCGACGCGGCGGACGCGAAGUGGAAGCGCAGGCGGCAGCAGAGGAGCAGGAGGAGAAGAAGAAAAAGAAGAAGAAGAAGGCGGAGGAUAAAUGGGAAGCAAAGGCUUGGGAGGAAGAGGCCGCAGAGGAAGAGAAGGCGGAGGUGAAGUGGGAAGCAGAGGCCGCGGAGAAGAAAAAGAUGGCGGAGGAGAAGUGCAGAGGCAACAGAGAAGAAGGAGGAAGUGAAGUGGGAAGCAGAGGAGGAGGAGAAGAGGUAAAGUGGGAAGCAGAGGUCGCGGAGGAGUAG
Messenger RNA from Gryllus bimaculatus (two-spotted cricket), 655 nucleotides. NCBI's taxonomy places the organism in Eukaryota, Metazoa, Arthropoda, Insecta, Orthoptera, Gryllidae. The record is from the annotation of a GenBank genome assembly.